UAGGUUUCCACCAUUAUAAUGGAUCAAACUCACCGUUUUAGUAGACAUCUGUUGAAUGCUAAUUUGCCAAGACAGGAGGAAAGAGCAGAUGAAGGAGGAUCAUUUGUGGGUAUUGGCAUAGCUUAUGGUGUCAUAUUUGCUCUUAUCAUCCUCUUUUUUGUUUCCAGAUGCAAGUGUUCUAUUAGUUCAAGAAACUUGUCUUCCAAUAAUCAGCAAAGUCCUACAACAUCCAGCUCAUGUUCCCAUGAACCUAAUACACAAACCCACCAGGAACUUGUAGCCCUACCGAUUUUUGUCUUUGGAGAACAGACACCACCCUCAAUCUCAAGCAUAGCGUUGCCGCAUUUAUCAUCAUCAGAAUCUUCUUCUUCAUUCGUAUUUCCUGAUGGAGACUGUGCGAUUUGCUUGGAUGAUUAUGUUCAUGGGGAGUCCAUAAGGGUCUUGCCUAGGUGUAAGCACAUGUUCCAUAAGGACUGUAUUGAUCACUGGCUAUCAUCAAGAACUUCAAGCUGUCCCAUUUGUAGAGCCAAAUCAUAGACAAGAAUGUGAAGUCCACAAGGAUAGAUUCUCCUAAUGUGGUGGCAGAUGUUACAGGACCAUUUACAUUAUUUCCUUUCAGCAAUGGCAGGAUACAAAACUACCUGUGAGGAGUUCAGAAUCUGUUUGAUUGCCAAGAAUUCAUGGCAGGAAAUAAGACCAGAGCUCAGACGUGUAGCCACCUUUGUGGAUCACCUGAAGAAUUGGAACUGGGUUUUGGUUGGAUCAUCACAUUCUUUAUGCAAUUAGCCAAUCAACUUGCUAUAAUGUAUCGGGGUAUUAGCUCAAUAUUUUAUUUUCCCAUCAUCCUUCAAGCA
Molecule: messenger RNA, 854 nt
Organism: Populus nigra (black poplar)
Lineage: Eukaryota; Viridiplantae; Streptophyta; Magnoliopsida; Malpighiales; Salicaceae
Product: RING-H2 finger protein ATL39-like
Exons: 1
Coding region: 19-537 (172 amino acids)
Molecular function (GO): zinc ion binding
Source: RefSeq, a predicted model, not a curated record